AGGGCGACGCGGUCGCAGAAUUCUGACGCCGCUGCAGUCUGUACAGGACGAUAAGGCGGCGGCGCCUUGGAGUGAGCGACGCGACGCCGGCGUUGGCACCGACGACUCGACCGCGUGCCGUGGCCCCACCACGCGACAAAUCCUUUGCUUAUUUUUGCGUGUGUGUAUGUGUGUGUGUGUGUGGACGCGAGACCGUAGACCACCCGCUGUCAUGGGAGCCGACAGGACGCUUCUUCUGCUCUUCUUCUUGGCGGCAACGGCGACCUUCGCCUCAUGCGCGGAUGAUAAAACUACCAAGGGUCCACUGGACUGCCCGGAGCCGGUGUGCGCCAGCAAGGACUGCAAGACAAAGGUCGGCACCGACGGCUGCCUGGUGUGCGACUGUAAGGGCGACUGCCCGCUCCUGGUGUGCGGACCCGGAUGCCACGAGGAAAAGAACGCCACGGCCAAGUGUCCCGAGUGUGUUUGCGAUGGUGACCCGAGGUCAGGACUUCCGCCGAAGCCUCCUUGCGGCGAGCUGACGUGCCCGCCCGAGUGCGAAAAAGAGACGGUGACGCCCACUCACCGAUGCCCAUGGUGCCUAUGCCCCGUUAUCACCGCCAAGCAGACCCUGUUGAAAUACGGCGAGCGGCACUGUCCCCGCGCACUACUCAACAUGGUGUUCAGGCAGGCCGACCCCCUCGCAAGGCACGUGCUUCACUUCCAAGAACAAGUCCGCCACCAAGACGGAGUCGUCCAGCAUCUACUCGCAACCAGUGGGAAGCCCGCUGAUUCAAAUGUUCCCAAACCACCAGAGUGCGUCACUCCCAAGUGUGAAGGAAAGGGCUGCAAACUCGUGCCAGGAGACCACGGAUGCCCCAGCUGCGUUUGCACAGAGGCUGGCCAGAAGAAAAAGGGCGGCAAAGCGAAGGCAUCCAAGGUGCGGGCCAUCAGCAAGAGGAACAGCACCACUCGCAAAGAGAGCUCAGAAGAAAGUCACGAGUCCAACAGCCGAGAGAGCCACGAGAACAGAACUUCCCGAAGCAGAAGGGAGCACACUAGACUCGAUCACAACGGACACAAGAACGGCCUCAGGCAUGCCAACCACACCGCGCCCAACGUGAACGGCACGGAGCUCAGACAAGUGCACCCUGUUCACACGGCCGUCCAGUGCGUGGUGCCCGUGUGCGAGCCGUACUGCAAGUACCGCCAGGGCGAGCACGGCUGCCUGGUGUGCGAAUGCCCGGACGUGUGUCCCGACAUGGUGUGCGGAGUGGGCUGCCAGCCGUACUUUACCGAUGCCAGCAAGUGCCAGAAGUGCCUCUGCGCACCUCACGCACGCCGUGAGCAGCUGGCCGAGGUGUUCGCGUCGUUCUGUUCGGAGCACACGCUGCACCGAAUGGUGGCCGACUUCGACGACUUCCGGGACACCCUGCAGCGGCUGCAGCACCGAAGCCUCGAGCUGCAAGAGCUGCUGAACCGCGUCGAGCACGCCCGAGGCAUCCACGGACCGGUGCCCGAGGAAGUCAGGGCGAGCUUCGGAAGGCAUCAUCACAACCAUCACCAACCUCUGCACCAUCAAGCCGAUCACCACUACAAGUAUCAUCCCAAGCUCGACGAAAGACACCACAAUUGAGCUUUUCCAUUUUUAUCACCGUGUUCUAUGCUUAUAGUACCGCUGUCAUUAAAGGUCCUUCACAUAUGACAAUGAAUU
This is a messenger RNA of Rhipicephalus microplus (southern cattle tick), 1693 nucleotides long. RefSeq lists its product as uncharacterized. The record is from RefSeq and is a predicted model, not a curated record. Lineage: Eukaryota; Metazoa; Arthropoda; Arachnida; Ixodida; Ixodidae.